CCUGUUGCCAUAAAGGACCGUGACUGGUGAACGGAACAUAAAUUAUAAUAGUGGUAUAGUUUAUUUACAGAUUCGAUCGUGGGUACGUAGCAAUCCAAGCAUGUAUAAAUUGUGUUGAACACUGGCAAACGAUUUUAUUUAAUUUUUUUAAACGGACAGCAACUUGAUUUUAACUUGCUUUAGGAUUCAGCUAUCGGGCAUCAGGAAAGAUCAUGGCAGACGAUGCAAUUUCCGUUAAAGACUCUGCCCGGGGUCAGACAUCGUCCAGGCGAAUGGUUAUAGAAAUGCUGACUAGAAAGUUUGAAAGGCUACCUGAUAUCGACAGGAAGCUGUUUACAUACGGCCCUGUGUAUUUGGCUGGCAACGCUGGUUUUUCAGGCUUGAUUGCCAAUAGCCUUUACCGACGUGCACUCAAUGUCACCCAAGGACGAUUUACUUCCAGUCUUCCUAUGGCUGUUCUUCCUUUUUUGACAACAGCAGCACUGUACACUGCUACCGUCACAAGUCCUUUAAUGUCAGGUGACUUGAACUGCCCAACAUGCACCCUGAUAAGAGGAGCAUUGGUGGGUGUGGUUGGUGGUGGCAUAUAUCCUAUUUUGUUAGCCUUACCUGUCAACGCUGGACUUGCAGCCAGGUAUAAUAGUGCACCAAUGCCAGAGAAGGGAAAUGUCUUGCGCUUCUGGAUGAAUCUCAGCAGACCCAUUGUACGAAAAAUGUAUGCUGUUCUGCUGCUGCAGGGUUUGUUUGGAACCUACUUGAGCUCAAAGCACUUUGACAUCUACCUAAAAAUGCUAAAAAUACACGAUUCAGACAGUGAAAAUCUUCAUGAUUAGUUAACGCUUAAACUUAUACAUUGUAAAUAUGUUGUUAAUCAAGUUAAAUAAUCUCAAAUAAAUGUUGCAACCCUGUUUUAUCAUGCCAAUUCUGUUUGUUUUGAAAUUUCAUCACCAAUAAAUUAUGACUUUGUGCACAAAUCUUCUUUUUAACUCAUCUGAAAUUGAUUAGAAUAAGGCUAAAUUAACCAAUGCUUCUACAUGAAAGUGAGAAGCAUCUGAAUCAGUCUAGUGUUUUAUUCAUAGAAAAUAUGA
Messenger RNA from Paramisgurnus dabryanus, 1088 nucleotides. The record is from RefSeq and is a predicted model, not a curated record. NCBI's taxonomy places the organism in Eukaryota, Metazoa, Chordata, Actinopteri, Cypriniformes, Cobitidae.